AGACACAAACACACACACACACACACGCAGACCACGCACGCGUCCUAACCUCCUCUCCUCACUCCCCUCCUCCUCCUCGUCCGCGACCCACCACCCAAAGAUCUCGCCCUCCUCUCGAAAAUCUCCCACUCUCCUGGCCCUCCGGGGAUUCGCGCGCGCGCUGCUUCGCUCGAUUUGGUUUCUGGCUGGAUUGGAUCCGGGGAGGAGGAGGUGGGGUUCGGUUUCGUGCCGCCAUUUUCCCCAAUUUGGGUGCUGCGCGCGUCCGUUUUCUUGGCUGUUCUUGGGUGGGUGAGGUGGGGCGGUCGGAUCUUGCCGGGAUGGGCGAGCUUUGGGCGGGAUUUGAUCGGCUCGGAGCGUAGGGCGCGGCGGGCAUUGGCCAUUUUUCCUCUUUUGCCCGAUUUUUGAUUUUUGUUUUUUUUGGGUUCUUGGGAGAGGCUCGCGCGGCUGCGUCCCUGGAAGAAAUCUUGUGCCCAUUUCGUCGUGCUUUGUGGUGUCCCUCCAAGAUCGCUAGAUCCAAUUCUCUGGGAGCAUUUUCGUUUCUUCCCCUCGAUUCGAGAGACUGUCACUAUCAAUCGCUGUCAUCUCAUCUCCCAACCUUUUUUUUCUUACCCUCGCGGAAAUCUAAUCCUUUUUUUUUUCAAUUUCGAUUUAGUUGCUGUUCGUCCUCCUCCACCAAGAAUCACCCACCCGCGAGAUCCAAUCCAAUCCUCUCGCUUGCAUUUUCUGCUGCUGCGUGCGCGUGCUGAGAUUUCAUUCGGAUUUGUUGGGGGUUCGCUGAGAUCGGAGAUGACGUCGCCGGCGACGACGUACGCCUCGCCGUUCGUGCUGUCGGUGCUCCUCCUCGUCUCCAUCCCGGUCAUCUUCCUCCUCGCGCCGCGCCUCCUCCCGCCCAAGACGCUUCCGGCCAUCCCGGACGCCGACGAGUCCGACGACCUCGCGCUCUUCCGCCGCGCCAUACUCUCCUCCUCCUCCCCCUCCUCCGCCACGCCCACGCCCUCCUCCGCCGCGUCCUACUUCUUCCGCCGCCGCCCCGCCCCCAAGGUCGCCUUCCUCUUCCUCACCAACUCCGACCUCGUCUUCUCCCCGCUCUGGGAGAAGUUCUUCCGCGGCCACCACCACCUCUUCAACCUCUACGUCCACGCCGACCCUUUCUCCGCCCUCACGAUGCCGCCGACGCCCUCGUUCCGCGGCCGAUUCGUCCCGGCCAAGGCCACGCAGCGCGCCUCCCCCACCCUCAUCUCCGCCGCCCGCCGCCUCAUCGCCACCGCCCUGCUCGACGACCCAUCCAACCAGUUCUUCGCUCUCCUCUCGCAAUCCUGCAUCCCGCUCCACCCGUUCCCCACGCUGUACAACACGCUCCUCUCCGACAAUGCCGGGCCUCAUGGCCGCCACCGCAGCUUCAUCGAGAUAAUGGACGAUGCCUACAUGAUUCAUGAUAGGUACUAUGCCCGAGGCGACGAUGUGAUGCUCCCGGAGGUGCCGUACGACCAGUUCCGGUUCGGGUCGCAGUUCUUUGUGUUGACGAGGAAGCAUGCCAUCAUGGUCGUCAGGGACAUGAAGCUAUGGAGGAAGUUUAAGCUUCCUUGCCUGAUCAAGCGCAGAGACUCGUGCUAUCCAGAGGAGCACUACUUCCCGACAUUGCUGGAUAUGCAAGACCCCGAAGGCUGCACCGGGUAUACUCUGACAAGGGUGAACUGGACGGAUCAAGUCGAGGGCCACCCUCACACAUACCGGCCUGGGGAGGUGUCUGCAAGCCUGAUCAAGGAGCUGAGGAAAUCAAAUGGGACAUACUCGUACAUGUUCGCCCGCAAGUUUGCUCCCGAGUGCCUUGAGCCACUGAUGGAGAUUGCAGACUCUGUCAUCCUACGUGACUAAUCCAGCAACAACACCACAUUUCAGGGUGUCGGAAUUUGUACACUGAGGUGAAUGAGGGUUGUGAUGUGAUGAACAAGCACAGAGUGUCCAUCUAUGCCCUUGAACUACUACGUGAGGAACAACAUAUCCCCUCUGUUUUGUUAUUCAGAGAUUUUCCAGCAAUUGAAUGCGCUGCUGGGAGGUGAGGAUGGUAUGACUACAAAUUGUCCCUACGUGAGUAUCCUGUAUGAAUGUGACAAUCUGUUGGAAAGUAAUAGUAGGGUGUUAGUUAGCAUGAUCGUCCUAUGUAUUACAUGGUGGCACUGUAAAUACAUGCAGUGAUGGUUUAUUAUUUUUGUUCCAUACAUGCCACGGCUAUUGUUAUUACACUUCUUAUGUUCUGCUUGCCAUGAUAAUGACAGUUUGUUUCUUA
Molecule: messenger RNA, 2287 nt
Organism: Oryza sativa Japonica Group (Japanese rice)
Lineage: Eukaryota; Viridiplantae; Streptophyta; Magnoliopsida; Poales; Poaceae
Product: glycosyltransferase BC10-like
Cellular component (GO): membrane
Molecular function (GO): glycosyltransferase activity
Source: RefSeq, a predicted model, not a curated record